AGGAGAGAAACAAAGGCACAGAAACAAAGUCGGGUCAAAAAUCAGCCUGAGAGAAGGGUGAAAGGCAGACUGUGACCCAUCAAUCUAAAAGGUUUCCAAAUGACAGAUCACUCAGCGUUCUUCUUUUUGCAUUUUCUUCUAUGCCAUCUUCACCCAUCCCUUUCGAUUUCACAUUGUGAGUUCGUGGAGAAUAAGGCAGUGCAGUGGGCUAAAAUCAAUCGUCCUCUACAAUAUCUAUACCUGAAUAACUGUAAAGUGGAAAAAAUAGAGUAUAACAGCAAGAAUCUGCUGGGUCUGACGUUACUCAACUUGUCUUCUAAUCAAAUAAAGACUUUACCUGAUAACUUCCUCUCUAAUACCCCCCUAGAGGUAAAACUCUACUUGAAACACAAUCAGCUAAGUCAUCUUCCAUCUUCAAUUCUGCAAAACAAGAAACUGAAAAUAUGUAGCUUGGAUUGCAUCUUUAUGAAAAACUAUAGUAAUAGCUUCUCUGAAGACAUUUUUGAAGAAUGUAGAAGUGGGUCAGCACUUUUGCCUGUCAUUGUGACUCUCCUGCUUGCAAUUCUAGUCCUCUGUGCCCUGGGUUUGGCCUGGUAUUGGAAACGCUACAGCUACACAAAUAAUUUUGCCCUACCAAAAUUUUUGCACAAGAAAAGGGGUCAGAAAGACUCUGAUCCACUGCAUACACCAUGUACCCCCUCUGAAUACACUGGUUCACAGUGCUUUCCACCAUGCCAAAUAAAAGAUGGGCCCUCUCCUCUAUUCAGAAAUGACACAGAGCAGAGCUACGAAAAUGUGGAAACUGGCCCUGUGAACUGUGCGGAGGAACGUUCUACAGAUCUUUAUGAAAAUACGGCCCAAUUUAAUUCUGAGGAGCAUUUAUAUGGAAAUGAAUCUUCAACUGAAUAUUAUAAUUUCCAGAAACCUCAUUGUCUCAAUACUCUUCCAGAUGAAAAUAUAUAUAUUCUUCCAGAUUAA
This is a messenger RNA of Trichosurus vulpecula (common brushtail), 978 nucleotides long. RefSeq names its product GRB2 binding adaptor protein, transmembrane (gene GAPT). The transcript is spliced from 2 exons. Bases 466 to 978 code for a protein of 170 amino acids. The record is from RefSeq and is a predicted model, not a curated record. NCBI's taxonomy places the organism in Eukaryota, Metazoa, Chordata, Mammalia, Diprotodontia, Phalangeridae. Gene Ontology annotation, cellular component: membrane.